Messenger RNA from Pocillopora verrucosa, 2491 nucleotides. Its product is annotated as BRISC and BRCA1-A complex member 2-like. Lineage: Eukaryota; Metazoa; Cnidaria; Anthozoa; Scleractinia; Pocilloporidae. Gene Ontology annotation, biological process: double-strand break repair. The record is from RefSeq and is a predicted model, not a curated record. Gene Ontology annotation, cellular component: BRISC complex; BRCA1-A complex.
UGUAAGAACAUCUCACAACUUUGUCAUCUUGCUUUUGAGGCGGAAAUGAAGGAACGCUAAAAUGUCCUGAAUUAUUUUUCCUUUGCUAUGGCGGCCGAUGUCCUGCAACGUAUCCAUCCCGAAAUUGCAAAAUUUGCCGAAGCCGUGCUUAAUAAUGGAGGUAUUGGAGUUUGCGGUGAACUGCUGAAGAUUGUGGAGCCCAAGUCAAGUUUGUCUUUCAUUAACCCUCGUAUUAAAACAAGAUCCUGCGAUCGAUUCAAGGUUGUGGUUCCAUAUGCUGGUAGAACUCUAAAAUGGGAGGUAAUAUUUAACCAGAUGCAACCAGAUUUUCCACCAGAUUUUAUAUUUGGACCACAAGAUCAGGAAUUUGUACCAAAUAUUGAUAAAAUGGAGUCUCUUGAGAACUGGGACUGUAAUAAUCCUGAAAGCUUAGUAAAUCUGAUAAAAGAACUGAUCAGGGAGUACAAAGAACAUCAAAGAGAACAAGUGGAGAAAAUCCCGAGAAUCCACUUUGAAUACACCACACUUGCAGCUGACACCAAUUAUCCUGAAUUCGAAGUACAUGUUUUAAAAGGGCAACAGACAGACUCUGUUGUCAAUUUUAUGAUAAAGCUGCCAGUUGAUCUCACUGGAAUCCCGCAAUUUAUUAUAAGGGACUGUCCAGGUGAAGACAUGGCAUGCUUGUUUGUUUCUUAUGCAUCUCUUAAUGGAGAGAAUGUUACACCAACACUUUUGUUAUCACCCCGUGUAGAAAGAGCAUUUGGUGGGACCAGCAAUCUUCGUAUUCCUCAUUGGUUGGGGGUGAAUGGCUGCCUUCUGGAAUACCUACCUCUUAUCCAGGAACUCUUUGCACAAAAGGUGGAGCAAGUUUGUCAGGCAUUCCACAAAAGAAGGGAAUAUGUUGCAGCUUUCCUUAGUGCAUUUGGAAGUUCAGUGCUUGAGUAUGAUGCUGAGGGAUUCAUGAAGCUCUCCUUGCUGUUCAAAGUACAAGGAUUCUUUUGUAUUGUUCACAUUGAAUUAGACAAGAACUUUCCCCAAGAAGCGCCACUAUUUUACCUCCAGUCGAUUUACCACGAAAAAAAUAACCAGCCGUACGAAAAACUGGAAGCGGGUUACCCCUACAGUCCACGGUGGUCUGGGGACGAGAUGGCGGAAAGAGCUAGAGCUUUCCUGUUGGAAAAGAUACCAGCUUUUAAGGACGCUUCAUUAAGUAACGCCAAAUUUUAACCUUAACACAAUACAAAAGUCAAGGAGUUUUUGUGGAGCGAUCGUUCUAAGAUUCUGGCCACUAUGGCGAAAUGUUGCUGAGUCGGGAUUUAUGAAGAAACUCUCCUCAGUCACUGAACGAACUCAUCAAGUGGCUCAUACAAAAGCGUUAGAUAGUAAUCGUAGAUCAGAUCACUCUCGACGGGCUUGAUGGUUGUUGGAGCGGAAUAAAAAGAAGUGUGCAAGCAUGCCCUCAUUAUAAGCGCUCCAGAACGUGCGUUUCUCCGCCCGCCGGGAAGAUUUGAGACGAGUUGGAAAGGGUUUUCCGAGGGUCUGGCACAAAUAAUUAGUGCCAGACCCCUUACAGACCUCUCACCGGCGCGCGUUGCUCAAGGGCUUUAAGUGCUUAUAUUUUCGAGCGGCCGAAGAAAUGCACGUGCCGAAACGCUUGUAACGAGGGCCUGGCCACGAGAUGAUUUAUAUAGGGGACUUCAAAUAAGAUUCUCUUUUGACAUUUUCUCCCUAAACAGAGACGCAUGUAGUAAGUCUCGCUUUGUUGAAAUUUUUAUAUCGCUUUGUUUGGUUCUUUUUUGUUUGUUUGUUGUGUUUGUUUGUCUGUGCGUUUGUUUUGUUUGUAAAGAGAUAAACUAAAUUGAAAUACAUGCAAACGUUUAAUUGGCCAUGAACCACGAUUAAUUUUCCCUUUGGUCACAUUGCUCACUUUCUCAAAAAAGACCAACAUAUGCUGCCAUGCAGUAUCAUUAUUUCUCAUGUCAUUCCGUACUUUCUGAGAGUAUAAACGGCUUGCUUCUAAUCAUAAACAUCGAAGAAGAACGAGUAAAGAAUUAAAGAUGCCCUCACCAACAUAAACAAGAUUAUUUCUCCCGCGUUUCCCCUUCCCCUCAAAAACAGAUCAGCUUAGUUUUCUGACGUCUCCUCUUCCCUGAAAAACUGAUGAGAUUAGUUUUCACACGUUUCCCCUCCCCUCAAAAACUGAGAUUAGUUUCUCGCGUCCCCCUUCCCCUCAAAAACUGAUGAGUUUAACUUUCACACGUUUCCCCUCCCCUCAAAAACUGAGAUUAGUUUCUCGCGUCCCCUUUCCCCUCAAAAACUGAUGAGUUUAGUUUGCCUGCGUCUCCCCUACCCCAAAAAACGGAUGAGGUGAGUUUUCCCGCGUUUCCCCUCCCCUCAAAAACAGAUGAGUUUAGUUUUCCUGGGUCUCCCAUUCCCUCCAAAAUUGAAGGCAAAUCUCCACAGAGAUCCUUACAGCACCCGAUUGGUUGUU